AUGAGGGCCUUGGACGCCUUGGACUCGCCACAGAGCGGAGUCCAACAAACGUGCGCGACGCGGCCGUGGGCUGCUAAAGUUGAGCAGUGGAGCGAACUGACUGCCAAAGUCAUCAGCACAGUGCCACCAACGUGCCGUAUCGGGAAACCUUUGGCUCAGGGAGACAAGGCAUCGCAUAGGUCAACCGUCAAGUGGGCUCUGGCCCGUGGCCCGUGGGGCAUGGCAGUUGCGGCCGAAAAAAUAAAUGCUUGGUUUGACUUCGCAGCGAGGGAGUGUUUUGAAGAACGCCACUGGGAAGUGGCUGCAAGGCUGCCAGAGGCAACCUUGUCCCAUCGCUCAGGAGCAUUAGGAGCAUUGCUAUGCGGCCAUUUGAUCAGGUUUGAUAUGACAGAUAUCUUCGUCGAGGGUGCACCCGAAAAUCCGUGCAACUUGCUAGUGCGGCCCGAAGUCAGAGGGCAGUACGAUCAGGGUGCAGAGCUGCAAUUGUGGUGGCGAAGGACCCUGGCACCGGGCGAUUCGAUGGUGGAGCGCACGAGCAAACUGUGGGUUCUACGCAUGGCGUCGCUUCUUUUCGGCAACUCUUCUGGCCCCUUCAGGAAUAGCUUUUUCUACGACACCGUGCCCAUUUCAGCCCGCCAUCAGCUUCGAAGAGACUUUCCAUUGACAGGGGACUGCGCGUACGCCUGCUUUCAGGACUACGAUGGAGUCGGUCAAGAAGGCAUUCUGGUCUGUCGCAACAUGGGUCAUCGCAAUCGAUUUCGGGUGUCGAUGAUCUUCAGUACUCCUGAGGACAAGUGGCCGCAUUGGGCCUCGCUACUUUUCAGCUUUCUGACGGAUAUGAUCCGCAAGGCCAUUGUGCGAUUUCUAAAUCGGCCAGGCAUCCAGCAGAUGCGUCAAGUGGAUGAGGAGUUCUAUCUGGUGCUUUGCAUGCGGAGCUUCAAUCGUGGACCACCGUUGGUUCCAGAAACCCGAGACACAGACACUGAGGCCGAUGAUCCGUUUAUCACCAUCUCUUCUGGGAAUCACCUAGGCCUGACCAAAUGGAGCCGUCUCUCCAGAGGGAAGUUCCGAAUGGUGGAGUACAUGCGACGUUUCUUGGACGCCCUGGGGCAUGAUGAUGUCCACACCUACGGCUCUCUGGAGAGCAGAACUCUUGUGCCAUAUCAAUGUGUAGUACUUCGAUCCCAGUGGACGCAAAUUCGCGAUUCCUUUCGCCAAGCCUUCCACUUUCAGAAAGCCGCUUAUCGCCGCGCCAAUGGAGGUACCACAGCUCCCAGCAUUGUGGAAGACGUGCAUCCCCACUUGCUGGGGUCCGAAGCGCAUGCUACUUCCAGUGGGGGGUCGGAUUCUGCGGAGUCCGAGUUGCCGACCGAAGUUUGCAAGUUGGUGGUGCGAAACACCUUCCUGGAAUUGGAUGAGGUGAAUCCAUGCCCCAAGAAUGCCAUGAGGGAUGAGUUGCCCCCCUUGGUCCCUUCUUCUUCUGUGAUGAGGGCCUUGGACGCCUUGGACUCGCCACAGAGCGGAGUCCAACAAACGUGCGCGACGGCCGAUGCGCUGGCAGAUCUUCAUCGUGACCUUUUGGAGGGCUUGCACCGAUGGCGUGCCAGGCUGGCGGCCUGCCCGGAACUGCAGGUGCCAUCUCGAAGAGAACGGCAACGUCGGGGCUUGUUGGCCCAUGCAGACAGCGAGUCUGGGAAACAACUGGUUGAAAUCAGUGUUUAUUUGCUCGUUUGGGGCGAGGCUGGUAAUAUCCGCUUCAUGCCCGAAGUGGUUUGCUUCCUCACAGAGCUGGCGCUGGCUUCUGAGGAUGUACAAAUGGGAGGUUCACUCUAUCAGGGCAGUGGCACAACCAAGAGUGGCCUAUUCCUCGCCAAGAUCAUCAGACCGAUUUACAAUGUUAUUUUUGAGGAGUGGUACCUUAGAGUCGACGUUGACGCAAAGACUGGCAAAGACAAGAAAGUCUUGAGCCUGGCAAGUUUGGUCCCUCUGCUGUUGACGAAAGGUGCUUCGGUGAAUUGGAGCCGCAGUGAUGGCUGGACUCCGUUGAUGUCCGCCUGCAGUGGUGGCCACUUGACGGUGGCCCAGCUGCUGUUGGAUGCCGGCGCCUCUGUGGACGCUGCCGCAGCCGAUGGCUUCACGGCACUCAUGGAGGCCUGCACCGCAGGACGUUUGGAGUUGGUCGAUCUGCUCUUGGAACAUGGAGCCAGCAUUAGUCAUGCCACCCCGAGUGGACGUACUGCUGUGAUUUUAGCUAGUUUGUAUGGGCACACGGAGGUGGUAGAGCUACUCCUGAACCAUCACGCAGAUUGCCGACCCAACAAGUUCACAGCGCUGCAUGCCGCCUCCGGCAAUGGCCAGUCUGCUGUAGUGGAGCUAUUGCUGCGAAAAGUACCAGUAGAUGCUGAGGAGGCCUCAGGGGCUUUCAUCUCAGCCUGUGCCAACGGACAUCUGGAGGUAGCUCAACUUCUAUUGCAACAUGGUGUGUCUCCAUGUGUCUCCAGCAGUGAUGGCACCACUGCCUUGAUGAAGGCUUGCAUGGGAAGCCACCGAGAUGUGGCAGCUGAGCUGAUCUUGCAUGGCGCCAGCGUAGAAGAUGCUUUAAGCACAGCCAGGCGCAGCAAGAUGCCAGGUGUGAUGCGAGUCUUACACCGAGCAGUGGAGGAAGCCAUGUCUAGGAGUGGGAGUGAAGCUCGAGAUUUGGAUGACUUGGUGCACAGCAUUGAAGGGAAAAAGUUGGAGAAGAAGGCCCUGAAGAGGGACCGCAUCUUCCGCUCCCAUUUCUCAGUGGCAUCCACCUCCACUGCCUUUGCAGCCUCGGAGGGGGCUACAGAGUCACCAGGACGUCCAGAGAAUGAAGCAGGUGCCACGGCCACAGCAUCACCUGAAGCCACAGAAGAUGAAGAGGACAUUGAUGAAGCUGACAUCCCCAUCGCGCCGAUUGGUCAGAAAGGGACCUGCCAGUUGAGUGGGGCAUCCUGGUUCAAGGCCUUGUCCUUCGAUGACGAUGCCACACGCAAAAGCGAGCGCCAGGAGCGCCGGCGCCAUGCCCAAAGCGUGGGCACCGCAGCUCCGGCUCAGGUCAGGGUCGACUCCCAGGACCUCGACCUCCAGGAUCCCAUUCCGCCGCCUUGUCGGCCAUGGGACGACAUCCUGCAAACAACAGCAAAACAUUUUCCUGAGACUACAGCCAACCGAUUGAGUCAGUUGGCUUAUGGUAGCACCUUGCAGAUGCCUCUCUACAAAACAGCUUGCUAUACCAUUGAGGUGGACACGGCCAACUACGACGAUUGGAACGAGCUUUUUUGCGAUCCCAUCCGCAUGUCGGAUCAACUCCGCUUGGAAGAUGGUACCAGGCUGUUUGACCUUCCUCACGAGCAUCGUUUUGCGGCCUUGCACCGGGUGAAUUGGAGACGAGCGUUGGCUGCCAAUAUGGUGAAGACCCACCGGGAGGUGCAUUCACUCUGGGGCGUUUUCGCCAGCAUCCAUCGAGUCAUCUUGCUGCAUGCGGUGCUCUUUUUGGCCCUGCUCCUCAUUGCGGUCGAGAAUGAGCUGCCCACCAUGACAUCAGCGGUCAUCGGGCACAUGGCUCAGAUCGUGGCAAUUGAAGCCAGCCAUCGCGGGUCCGCCGCCAUGGCGGCCGAGGCCGAGGCGUUCCGCCCGGCGAAGCGCCUGAAGGCCGCGCUGGCGCCCAACAUCUUCGCGCAGUUCACGGCCUUGGCGAAUCAGCACAAGGCCGCCAACUUGGGACAAGGCUUUCCAUCCUUCGGAAGUCCUGACUUUCUCCGCAAGGCCGUAGAAGAUGCCAUGGAUGGAGAUGUCUUUGCCGAAACCGGAGCUCCAAAGGCCUUGGGCAAUCAAUACACGCGACCAGGAGGGGAACCGACCUUCGCUCAAACCGUUGCACGGAUCUAUGGGCCGCGCUUCAAUCGACAACUGGAUCCGAUGAAGGAGAUCGUGACGACCAUCGGCGCACAGGAGGCGAUUUUCACUUGUUUCUUUUCAUGGACAGAUCCAGAGGAUGAGGUGGUGCUGUUCACCCCCUGUUUCGAUGCUGUGGUGAAAUCCGCAUCCACUUUGGGCGUGAAACUGGUUGGGGUCAAUAUGAAGCCGCCAGACAGUGGCGCCACCAGUUCAAAGGCUUGGACGGUGAACAUUGAUGAACUGGAAGCUGCCAUUACAUCCAAAACAAGGAUUUUGAUGUUCAACACCCCCUCCGCGCCUUUGGGGAAGGUCUUCCGAAAGGAAGAGCUGGAGGCCAUCGCCGCAGUGGUGAAAAAACACCCGCGAUUGCUGGUCAUCUCCGAUGAGGUCUACGAGAGAUGUGUCUAUGACAAGGUCUCGCAUUUUCACUUUGCUGCCUUGCCCGACAUGUUCGAGCGCACCAUGACACUCUUCAGUGUUGGGAAAACCUUCUCUUGCACCGGAUGGCGUGUAGGGUAUAUCAUUGCACCUGCAGCACUGGCAGAACCGCUACUUGCGACCCACACUGCGGUGAACUUUUGUGCCCCAACCCCUCUCCAAAAAGCCAGCGCGGCUGCUUUUCAGAAGGCGGAGCAGGAGGGAUACUUCGAAUGGAUCUCGACCAUGAUGCAAGAAAUUGGUUUGAAUCCUUUGGUGCCCGAAGGUGGCUAUUUUGUGAUCUGCGAUGCCUCCAUUUUUUUGGCCGCUGCCAACAUUUCCAUUUCUGACACCUUGAGGCCUGAGACGCCACUGGAGGAAAGGCCCGAUGUGAAGAUCUGCCGGUGGAUGACGGAGCAUGUGGGGGUCACGGCCAUCCCCGUGAGCCCCUUCUACCUCCCCGAGUCCAGGCACCACGCGAACCGACUCAUCCGCUUCGCUUUCUGUAAAGAUGAGGCCACCAUGUCACUGGCAGCGGAACGCCUGAGACAGUGGCAUCAAUCCAAUGCUGAGGUUCCGCCCUACGGCUUCGCUCUGCUGUAUGCCCGAUGGGAGGUCACAGGGGCUGCUCGACGCAUUCAGAGUUGUUCGGCCAGGGAGAUUUGCAGACUUCUCUAUCACACAGCUUGGUCUUUGAUGUGGUGCGUUCCUGCCAUCACCUACACGAUCAUCCGUGUCUUCGAGCACGAACAGGAGCAGACAGAAGUACAGAGAAAUCUUUUCCCAAUUUUAGUUAUCCACUACGUGGUUACAGCGAUUGGCAUCGGCAUUGGCCUUUUCUACCCCAUCUGGGAUUCAGAUGCCAUCUGGCCUUUGACCCGAGUGUCAGUGCUGACGCAGUUCUCCAGAUUUGUGUUUUGGGGAAUGGUGCUCUCUGUGAAGUGUGUGCUGGCAUAUUUCGGCCUGAUCUCCAAAAUGCUGCGUUCCGUGAGCAAGCUGCAGCUGAGUCAAUAUUCCUCUUCUCAUGUUUUUGCCCAAGCGGGCUGGCGUGGCCUCCUUCUGAACGCGCCUCUGAGUCGCGACUUCGUGGAGGAGUGUGGCAUUUGGGGUGCUGCCUUUUUCCUCUUUUUUGCAGACACGCUUCUAUGGCACAUCCUUGGCUGUACCAUCUUGGGCGUGUGCUAUGUCUUCGUUCAACGUCGGGGCCGAAUCCGGGCCUUUGUUUGUGAGGUGCAGGGUGGAAACUUGGCGAUGGCUUGCAACGACAGCAGUGACGAUGAGUGCUGGGCCUCGAAGGUUGGAGCUGGAGAGGAGCGGAAGCGAUCCAGCUACGAGGAGUUGGAGAUGCUGACAGGCAAUGGUCAUGCCACCGCUGAGGCCAGCAAAAUGGGGCAGCAGAUGGCGAAAAAAAUCUGGGAGAAUCGGCAUUACCUGGUGAUUGGGUGGAUACUCCUGGCACUUAUCAUGGCUCCGUUUGCAUAUGAAUUGGUGAUCAAUGCCCUGCCAUUGCCCAAGAAUCCACCGCCGGGCACGCCCAGCGCGCUGGCGGAGGAUCUCUUUGAGGUGAAAUUUCCCUACCUGGUGGGGAUGAAGAUGGAGAUGGUCCUGAUCAAGUGUCGCGCAGCCUGCGACACAGCCGUGACAUCAGUGAGCCAAUCCCAUGUUGAGACCUUGAAGGACAUGGUCCUGCGCUUUGGUUUCAAAUAUCCUGGGACCAUCAUUGACAUUCGGUCCUAUUACACCUUUGGUAGAAAGAUCGAUCACAAUCCGAUGCUGUCCUUUGACAAGCAGAGCAUCCUCUUUGUCUGGAGUUGGCGUGUCAACGGCACGAUGAAGCUUCAAGCGCAGGAUUUUGCGAAGAAGGUGUCCAAAUUCUGCGACAAUUGGAAUGUCCAGGUGGAUGAUGGGCCUGAUAGCUUUGAGCUCCAAGCGACUGGCCCCACCUUUCUGAAUGUGGCCAUGAAGGAUACUGUUCUACACGAGGUGCCAAUCCAUGAAAUUGAGACGCUCUGGCUGCCCUUCGGCAUUUUGGCGUAUCGCCUGCGGAGCGCUCGGCUCCUACUGCUGGCUUUGUGCUCGAUGCCUAUUGCCAUUCUCGUCUCAUUUGGCUUUAUGUAUUUUGUAUCCACCCAGCUGCCAGUGAUUCUUUAUGCCUUGGUGAUGAUGCUCAUGCUCUGCACGGCACUUUCUUUUGACUACUCGCUGUUCACCAUGACAAGAUAUGGCGAAGAGCGGCGUAAAGGUGCGAGUCUCGAAGAUUCCAUUGCAACUGUGAUCACACAAAGCGGUCACGUCGUCCUGGUGUCGGGCCUGGUGCUCACCAUUGCCUAUGGCUCAAUGCUAUGUCUUCCAGGUGCCUUCAAGAGCUUCUGUGUGGCCGCCUGUAGCAUGAUCCUGUGUUGCAUUGGCGUCCAGCUGACCUUUGUCCCGUGCCUCCUGGGGACCUUCCCGUGGAUCGGUGAUGGUUUCGAUGUCCAGAACGACGAGGAAGCGCCGGAUGAGGCAGUCCCCAAUGAAGAGGAGGGGGAGGAGGAUGACAUCGGCAAUGAAGAGCUCGAAGAGGACACACCAGCGACUAGACAGAUGUUGCGGCAUGUGCGGGUGUUCCGGAAGGGCAUCUAUUACAGAGUCGGGGGCAAACUCACACAGUGCCCUUUGAACAUCUUAGUGCCAAUCCUCAUCUACGUGGUGACAUCUCCGCUCACCUACCGAGCUUCUCAGUACAAAACGGGCCAUGCCUAUGAGCUUCAAAUCCCUCGAGGAAGAAAAGAGUGGGAGACGUCGUUGCAAAUUCAAUCCAACUUCCCAACAAAUGUUGGCUGUAUGAUGCCCGCCCUAAUCAUUGCCACCAGUGAGUUGUCGUCUGAAGAAGUCUUCAGCACAUCUCUGCCACCGCUGCCCUUGCAGAUCCCCGGCACCACUGUGGCACCCGACGUCGUGCGGCGACUCAAGGAGACGGCCUCGACGGCCUCGACGGCCUCGAUUCACUCAGUGCAGAAACUUCCGGUGACACCAAAAUCUAAUGCCGACGAAGUCCAACUGGCUGCUGACCCGGAAGACAUCCAACCCGUCCCCGACGUUCCAGAAGAGAUCCAGCCGCACGUGCACAUCGAACCGAAACCGCGCCACGGAAACGCCUCCGGGACCUCAACGGAGAACGGCGACAACGACAACGAGGAGCCCCUGGACGUCCGUGGUCAAGCUUUCUUUGAUGUGAACUGCGACAUGGUGAACAGACUCAUCCAUACCACAAGGAACGAGACCUAUGCGUUGACGUCAGUGAACUUUCAGAGCCCUACCUUCUAUGGCGAGCACGCCAAUGGUAGUGUGAAGUGUUUGAACUACAAAUUGACUCACACCCUCCGCGCCAACUUCUUCGCCAAGAAGUUCAUGUUUACUUCCAGGCUCAUGCAGAAGUUAUGGAACCAGCUGGUGAAUGCAAAGCAUGACGCCAUGCUCACCCUACUAACGCCCAAGAUGGACCCCUUUAGUGCAGAAGCCUUCAAGAUGACUGAGGAGCUGCGAGCGCUGCUGAAAAAUGCCAGCUUAGCUUCAAGGGAAUCUGGCUUCGGCGACAUCACCUACAUGAUGUUUUCGCCCAGCGCCAUCAUGAUGGAUCUCAUCAAAUACACCAACGACAGGCUCUGGUGGGCCUUUUUGGGCUGUUCUAUCCUUUGUUUCGUUCUCAUUGCAGUGGCCUUCAAAGCUUGGCUCAUUCCACUGAAGCUGCUGUUCACGGUGAUCUUGCCAAUCAGCUGGGCCUAUGGGGCUGCCUUGUUCGUCUAUGAAGAUGGCUGUUUGGAGUGGACCGGCAUCACCGGUUUAUCUCCCACCUACAUCACCAAUAGCGGCCCCGCAGGGCUUGAUUGGACCAUCCCUUUGUUUACCUUGACCAUCAUGUUGGGCCUGGCUUUGGACUACGAUGUCUUCCUCUUUGAGCGGGUUUGGGAAUUCCGAGAGGAGGGCUUCGGCGACAACGAGGCGGUCCAAUUGGCGUUGUCCGCCACGGGCCCGACGAUCACCGCUGCGGGGCUGAUCUUUGCCUUCACCUUUAUCAGCAUGAUGCUGGGAAGUAUGGCCAUUACAAACCAAAUGGGCUUCGUGUUCAUCUUCAGCAUCGUGGUGGAUACCUUUGUGGUGCGAACCGUGCUGGUGCCUGCAAUGCUCUCACUGAAUCCGCGCUUGAAUUAUUGGCCCUCCGAUAUGCCAGAGGCCAAGAUCACUUGGUUGAAAUGA
This is a messenger RNA of Cladocopium goreaui, 8574 nucleotides long. The record is from the annotation of a GenBank genome assembly. Lineage: Eukaryota; Dinophyceae; Suessiales; Symbiodiniaceae.